AUGUCUCGCCCUCCAAGUGGCCAGGAGCCCAUUGUCUUGGUAAUAGAUUUUCACCAUGCGAGGGGCCCGGAAAUCGAACGAUGCUUUGGAGAAGAUGGAACCGAUCCUGCGGCGGAGAACGACUGGUCCCUCUUGCCAUUCAUGGCGCUAUCGGACGGAGCUCAUAUGUCGACCGAGGAGUUCUCGUAUUUCACCCUCCGCCGCAAGGAGACCGCCACAGAACCGGCGACAUCCCUAUUUGGCAUUGCCUGCUCGAGGCAGAUCGACUCGAACAUCCUUACCUAUCGCCCGCCAGAUGUGACCCGAUCUACCGUGCAGAAGGCAGUGGUGGUGAUAACGGAUACCCCUCAGAGCUUGGGUCAGCUGAGGGAGAAAUUGUCAAUGGUGACAUCGGCGUGGUUCGCGCAGCGGGACUUUUCGGAUAUUGACAUCUUGAAGAAAUUCCGGGAGAGCUUGGUAAUCAGCGUGAAGACAAAUGAAGCGUCGAAGGAUCAGACUUUUGGAUUAUCGCUGCGAGAAAUGAUCCACGAGUUCAAAUACCAAACUCUGGUUCUCUUCAAGGCUCUACUCUUGCAGCCGAAGAUGCUUUUCUUUGGCUCAAGAUGCGAACGUCUCUGCAUGAUCCAGUUCUCACUGAUCUCUUUGAUACCGGGCCUCAUGAAUCGCUUGGAAGAUUGCGCCGACCCGGCUGCCGAUACGUAUGCGCAAACUGUCGAAAAACCGACUUCUCUGAAGACAAGUGACAGGAACUCUUUGCUUGCAUACAUGGGUUUGCCAUUGCAGAUUUUUGGAAAGGGCAGCAUGUUUGGACCUUAUACACCACUACAGCAGCUGGAUCUGCUAGCAGACGAUGGAACAAAAUCAUACGUCGUUGGUUCUACGAAUUCGCUCCUUCUUCAACAGAAAGAUCGCUAUAGUGAUAUUUUAAUCAACCUUGACGAAGAUACCAUCAAUAUCUCAAACCCUGCUCUUCGGACGGCAUUGACUCUCUCGGUUGCUGAUAGGCGGUGGAUUGACCUUCUCACUUCGAUCAUCAACGACACGUGGGAUGAAGCACACCCGCAGCAGCCAAAGACUCACGGGUACAUGGGAUCCGAGGAAUUCAUCCGACUGCAGUUUGAGGAGUAUCUACUUGCGUUGCUUGCUUGCAUGAAAUACCACGAGGACCUGAAUUCGUUUAACGCCGGAGAUCCGGGCCGCAAGAGCAAGGCCCAACUCGAUGCAUUCAACAUCGAGGGCGAUCCGGCCCUGGAAUUCAACUCUGAGUUCCUGACACUGUGGCAAAACACACCGAAUUAUGGUCUAUUUAAUCGUUUGACCUCUGACGCGCUUUUGUUCUCGAUCGUUGAGCCCCGUCACCCGUGUGCAGGAGGCCUGACGAUCGACGACGUCCAGCGUCGGCUAUCGCAACAAGUCGCCGAUCUUCACCUGGAUGAGCGAGUGCGAGAAGGCCGUGAGGCUUUCAAUAGGCACCUGGGCGCGGGCCAGAAGAAAGUGAGCGCCGCGUUCAACAGCUUUUGGAAUGACAUUGAGUCAAUGCGGGAAGCACAGCGGAAAAAGACCGAGGAGAAGACACCCCAGUCGCAGCGGUCCUCAAUCGACAAAGGCUCCUCGCCGCCAUUUUCACCUUCCGAUACAGCAUCUGUUACUUCUACGAGUGGCUCGUCCUGGUUCGCCGGCCGCAAAGCGCCCCCCGCGGAUGCCCCGCCGGCCCAGACGUCUGUUGGUGCCGUGGGUCAGCGCGCAGGCGCAUAUCUCAACUCGUGGACAACGUGGGCCAGCGAGAAGCGGAAAGAGUGGCAGGAGAAAAAACCGCCUCCCUCCUCUCCGUCUUCUCCAUCCUCGAUCAAGUCCCCAUCAACGACAACAUUGGCGAGCGCAGCGGAGACCAAUGACGCGGAACGAGGAAGACGGCAGUCGAUGCAAGCGCAACGCAGUGAGGAUUCACACUCCCUGUCCCGCAGCGGCAGCCGAAGAAAGAGAUGGAGCAACAUUCUUCUCAGACGAGAGAGCGGGGAGUUUGGAUCCUCCUCGCAGAAGAAGGAUGACGGAAGUAGCGAAAACAACGAUGAAAACGUCUACCCGAGAUCUCCGUUGUCAAGAGAGGCCUCCAUCCUCGGCGACGAUACUCCAGACCCUGCCGAUCUGCAGGCUAGCGAGUCCACAACCCAACCCGAGCCCAAAGCCAACGAUCUCACAACAACUCAGAUUCCUGAAGAGCCGAAAUCACCCCCAAUUGUCGAGAAAAGUGCCGAUGCCGCCAAGGACGCAUCAGAGGAUCAAACCAAAACUGGCGAUUCGCUCCCCCAGCAGCGAGCUGUCACCGAAGAACCGCCUUUGGAGACAUCUAGCACAUCUGCCGGCAAAUAA
Molecule: messenger RNA, 2370 nt
Organism: Aspergillus steynii IBT 23096
Lineage: Eukaryota; Fungi; Ascomycota; Eurotiomycetes; Eurotiales; Aspergillaceae
Product: putative Avl9 protein
Exons: 10
Coding region: 1-2370 (789 amino acids)
Cellular component (GO): cytoplasm
Source: RefSeq, a predicted model, not a curated record